Molecule: messenger RNA, 1944 nt
Organism: Aethalodelphis obliquidens (Pacific white-sided dolphin)
Lineage: Eukaryota; Metazoa; Chordata; Mammalia; Artiodactyla; Delphinidae
Gene: DND1
Product: DND microRNA-mediated repression inhibitor 1
Molecular function (GO): RNA binding
Source: RefSeq, a predicted model, not a curated record
ACCAGGGCACAAACCUGUGUCCCCUGCAUCGGCAGGCGGACUCUCAACCACUGCGCCACCAGGGAAGCCCACUUUUUUAUUUUUAUUAUGAUUAUUUUAUUGGUAAUCACUGGCAAAAAUGGCCACCCAAAAAUGGGUGGGCCACGGGGAACGGGCCCAAGAUGGUUUCCUCGGCAGGGCCCUACAACUAGGUGGAGGGAACGCUUCCCACAACCAGCCGCCGCGGAAGGUCCAAUAAAAUGCCUCAACCACUGGAGCCUGCCUGUGUCACUACUGCCUAGCCCCGCCUUCCCUGUUAGAGCCUGGGCCUCCCACUGCGACCACUUCCGCGGUGGAAAAUGGGGAGAGACACUUACAGUAGCUCCCACGGGCUAUUCCGCAGGGGAAGGGCGCCCCUGAAGUUCUCGCCUCCAGCCUCCAUCCUGCAGCUGUGGUGUGAGAGGGUGAAUCCAGAGAACAAGGCGGCGCUGGAGGCGUGGGUCAGGGAGACGGGCAUCCGCCUGGUGCAGGUGAACGGGCAGAGGAAGUAUGGCGGGCCACCCCCAGGAUGGGUGGGCAGCCCGCCGCCGGCCGGGUCAGAAGUGUUUAUCGGGCGGCUGCCCCAGGAUGUGUACGAGCACCAGCUGAUCCCACUGUUCCAGCGCGUGGGCCGCCUCUACGAGUUCCGCCUGAUGAUGACCUUCAGCGGCCUGAACCGCGGCUUCGCUUACGCCCGCUACAGCUCGCGACGCGGCGCCCAGGCCGCCAUCGCCACGCUGCACAACCACCUGCUGCGGCCGUCCUGCCCGCUGCUCGUGUGCCGCAGCACCGAGAAGUGCGAGCUGAGUGUGGACGGCUUGCCGCCGGGCCUGAGCCGCCAAGCGCUGCUGCUCGCACUGCAGCCGCUGGGGCCCGGCCUGCAGGAGGCGCUGCUGUUGCCCAGCCCUGGGCCGGCGCCCGCGCAGAUCGCACUGCUCAAGUUCAGCUCGCACCGCGCCGCGGCCAUGGCCAAAAAGGCCCUGGUGGAAGGGCAGUCACGCCUCUGUGGAGAACAGGUGGCCGUGGAGUGGCUUAAGCCAGACCUGAAGCAGCGACUCCGCCAGCAGCUCAAGUGUCCGUCUCUACAGUGCCUACAGCCAGAGGGCAGCCAAGUAGCCCUGGCCAGGGACAAGGGGCUGGAGUCCCAAGGGGCUCGGGCUGCCCUGCAGCUGCUAUGCCAACGGAUGAAGUUGGGCAGCCCACUGUUCCUCACCAAGUGUUUGGGCACAAGUUCUGGCUGGCACCGAUUCUGGUACCAGGUGGUGAUCCCUGGGCAUCCAGUGCCCUUCAGUGGCCUCAUUUGGGUUGUGCUGGCCCCCAGUGGGCAGGAUGGGCAUGAGGUGGCCAAGGAUGCUGUGUCUGCAAGGCUGCUGGAGGCUGAGUCUGGGGCCAGCCUCCAGCGGUCUGCUGCGGCUGAGGCAGGAGGUACCAUGGUUCAGCAGUGACCUAAUCCUCUCCCCAGGCAGCGUGAAUGAGUAGGCAGAGCCUGUGUCAGUCCCUGGCCCAGCAGGCCUGGGCAGCUGCUAUCUGAUCCCAAGAAGGGGAGGAGCAUGGGCCCUGCCCUAGGCCUGACACAGCCUCCCAGCUGAGGCAGGGCCCACAGCACCUCGGGGCAGCUCAAGUUUGGCUAAGUUGUGGUGAGGGAGCUUCCCUUCUCCCUCCCAGCCUGGGGUUUAACCUGACCCCAGGGUUGUUCUCUGACACACAGUCGCACACACACCCCUCUCUCCUCCCACAGCUUAGCAUGAAUCUUUGCUUCUUAUUUUCUUGAUUUGUCUUUGUUGAUGUUUUUAUUUGGGGGCUGGCUGAGCCAAAGGGUCAGAAAUCUGCCUUUGCCCCAACCACUUGGCAUUCUGGUUUUGGUGUAUGCGUAGUUUUGAGUUUUUCUAUGCUGGUUGUAUUUAUAUUAAACCCCUGGUUGGUUUA